AUGUCGAAAUCACUGGCUCUCCCGCGUGUGAUACCGACUCAAGAUUCCGCAUGGUCUUCUUUUCGACUCUUCUCCAAAAACUUACAUGAGGACUUGUUAAGCGAAUAUCACUCCUUGGACGAGUUCUUUGAUGGGAGUCUCAAGUCUGUCACCUUUUGGUUCUUCCAAAAACGAGGUGUUUUCAUGUCGCAAAGCCGCUCCAGAAAGUGGUCUCGCGAGGUCCUGAACGACUAUGUUCUUUUACCCGCGGCGCUAGACUAUACCUUACGUUUUCACCAAGCUCAACUGGAGACGCAAACAUGGUCGUACAUCUGGGUGGACUGGACAUGUCUACCUCAGCAUCCACAAUCACCGCCAGAAAAGACGUACUUUCAUUACGGCUUGCGGACCAUGUUGUACAUCAUCCGGAACACUGGCUUCGCAUACUUUUACCCCCCUUUUGAGCCGCGCCUGUAG
Bipolaris victoriae FI3 is the source of this 456-nucleotide messenger RNA. RefSeq lists its product as hypothetical. Bases 1 to 456 code for a protein of 151 amino acids. NCBI's taxonomy places the organism in Eukaryota, Fungi, Ascomycota, Dothideomycetes, Pleosporales, Pleosporaceae. The record is from RefSeq and is a predicted model, not a curated record. The transcript has 3 exons.